UCGUAUUCGAAUUCAGAUUUGCAGCUAUGCUAGACGUCCUAGCAUAUGUCCCUAGGGACCCAUUCCAGCAGCUGACUUUGUCUCUGUGUGUUCUUGGACUCUUCUUUGCGACUAUCUUCAUCUUUACUCUCAAGCCGAGAAAUAAGGCAGAGCCAGCCCCAAGCAGCAUAGAAGCGUACCUGAAGUUCAUUUAUGGGUGCUUCUUGAAGCCUCAUACAGGUGAUGGCACUGGAAGCCAGCAAGAUGCUCUGGAGAGUUUCUACAAAGCGCAAGCCGGCGUCUACGAUGCCACUCGGGUUCAGCUCCUCCGAGGUCGCGAAGACAUGCUGGGUUUGGUCGCAGCACAGUUGAAGCACCGUGCUGAGGCUGGGCUGAUUCCUCAGCGCCCAGUCUGGGUCGAUAUUGGUGGCGGUACUGGCUGGAAUGUAGAGCAGAUGAACAACUUCAUCUCGGUCCCGGAAUUCUUCCGCGCAGUUUACAUUGUCGAUCUCUCCCCAAGUCUGUGCGAGAUGGCGCGCAAACGCUUUGCUCGCCUCGGCUGGACGAACGUCAAAGUAAUCUGUCAAGAUGCACGCGCCUUCCGUCUUCACGAGCACGAAGCGCAAGCUUAUGAGCGUAAGGAAUACAAGGUCCAAGGACAGACUGUGCGCGACCUGGAUGAGAAUGCGGACGCUGGUGGAGCCGAGCUUGUCACCAUGAGCUAUGCGCUCUCCAUGAUCCCCGAGUUCUAUCCUGUGAUCGACUCGAUCGAUAGCCUGUUGAGCCCCAAUGGCAUUGCGGGUGUUGUAGACUUCUAUGUCCAGAAUCAGAUCGACUUCAGAGGUCGAAACUACAUCGGUGGCGCAAUCGAUCGCCACUGCAUGUGGCUUUCCAGAGUAUUUUGGCGAACAUGGUUCGAGAUCGACCGCGUCAAUCUUGAGGCUGCAAGAAGGGACUACCUUGAGUACCGCUUUGGUACAGUUCUCAGCAUCAACGCCCGCAACAACUUCUUCGGUACUGGCAUCAAGCUCCCCUAUUAUAUCUGGAUCGGUUGCCCCAAGGACAGCGGCACAUCAACACAGAAGCUCGCUGAGAUUGAUGCUGCCGCCACAGAAUCACCAUACCUCUCCGCUCUUGACCUCCAGACUGGCGCUACACAGACCGAUGUCGAGAUCCGUUCGAAAGCAUACGAGUCUGCGAUUGUGAAUCUGCAAUCAUCGCUUCCUCUACCCGCCACUUGGUAUCAGAACCACCACUGGCGUAUUCACUACGACUCCACACUUCUCAAGCAUGCCCGUUUCAACAACUCGUACAUCUAUGCUUUCACCUGGGAAGACGAUGUUGCAGAUCACCGCAUCCUGAAGCCCACUGUAAACGAUGUCAUCCUUGCCAUUGGAUCCGCAGGCGACAACAUCCUAUCUUUCUGUCUUGCUAAUCCACGCCGAGUACACGCUGUCGACCUGAACCCCUCGCAAAACCAUCUCCUCGAACUUAAGGUCGCUGCCUUCACCGCUCUCGGCUACCAGGAUGUCUGGAAGCUUUUCGGCGAAGGCAAGCACGGCGAUUUCAAGGACAUCCUAAUCCAGAAACUCAGCCCUCACCUCUCCAGCGAAGCCUUCCAAUUCUGGCUGCACAACGGCCCCUCCGUCUUUUCCACAACCUCAAAGGGUCUUUACUACUCCGGCGGCUCGGGCAAUGCCCUCGCAAUGGGAGGCUGGCUGUUCCGCCUCCUCGGCAUGUCCUCCGACGUGAAGAAACUCUGCGCCGCACAAACCCUCAACGAACAACGCGAAAUCUGGCAACGCAGCAUCAAAACCGUCCUGCAUUCCAAAGUCCUCACAUACUGCAUCCUCGGCAACGAAAAAUGGCUCUGGAAAGCGCUCGGCGUGCCGCCUGCGCAACGCGCUGUCAUCGAAGCAGACUUCGUCAAGACAGCCGACUUCUCCGAGACUAAGAUGAAGAAAGAUUCGGGUGAGGAGUAUAUGGCGUUCCAUGAAGAGCCGAGCGAUGAGGCGCUGAAGAGCAGCUCCGGGAACGCAAUUUAUGAGUAUGUUCUGAAUACGUUUGAGCCGGUUAUCAACACCACGCUGCUCAGCACGCAGAACCACUACUACCUCCUCACGCUCCUCGGACACUACACGCCCACCUCCCAUCCCACAUAUCUGAGCCCGAAGAGCCAUGUUAGGCUCAGCAAACCAAACGCGUUUAGCGGUCUGCGCAUCCAUACCGACGAGAUCAGCGAGGUUAUUGCGCGCAUGCGUCCGUCUACGCUCACGAUCGUCGUGGUGAUGGAUAGUAUGGAUUGGUUCCCGCCGACGGGACAGCAGGCUGUCAAGCAGAUCCGUGCACUGAACAGGGCGUUGAAGGUCAAGGGUCGGGUUAUGUUGAGGAGUGCGGGACUGGAGCCGUGGUAUCUGAAGGUGUUUGGGGAGAAUGGGUUUAGUUGCAAGAGGGUUGCUGUCAGGGUACCGGGCAGCUGUAUUGAUCGUGUGAACAUGUACGCGUCGACAUGGAUCUGUACGAAAGAGGUUGGUCUUGAGCAGGAGGAUAUCAAGACACGGUUGAGACAGACCAGCCUGGCGGAGUUGAAGCUCGAAGGGCCAGCUAUGCAUAUGGAAGAGUAG
This is a messenger RNA of Macroventuria anomochaeta, 2603 nucleotides long. RefSeq lists its product as uncharacterized. The record is from RefSeq and is a predicted model, not a curated record. The coding region runs from base 27 to 2603 and encodes 858 amino acids. The transcript has 6 exons. Lineage: Eukaryota; Fungi; Ascomycota; Dothideomycetes; Pleosporales; Didymellaceae.